AUGGCGACUCUGGCGGAGAAGCUUGAGAAGAUCAAGUCUCCCAAGCUGCAGAACCAGCACCAUACUGCUGUGGUGCUCUCUGCAGUUGAGGAUACCCUUCGUGAUCAAAAGGCAGACUUCUCACCAACCGCUUAUUUUGCCGCUCUUCUUGCACUUCUCUCUCAGUCAUUGUCGGCUUCGCAAGGUAUCGUCAAUAAGGACCUAGCCACAUCCGUCGUCUACCUUCUCGAUAUCACAACCGUCUACGUCCCCGCUCCAAUCCUUUGCGCCAAAUUCUCACAGAUCCUCGAAAGCCUUGCACCUGCGCUCUCUCUGCCCGAGGUUGAAGCCCCACUUCUGCGUCCCUCCAUUGGUUGCCUCGAGUCUCUGCUCAUCGCUCAGGAUGCCGCCUCAUGGAACCUCCCCCACACACAGGUCGGCCCGCGCCGCGCGAUGGCUGGUCUGCUGAGUCUUUCGGUUGAUCACCGCCCUAAGGUGCGCAAGCGUGCCCAGGAGGCUCUCGUCAAGGUCCUCAAGGCGCCCCCGCCAAGCCCAUCUCUGGACCACCCUGGUGCCGAUAUGUGUGCUCAGUCUGCGAUGAAGACUCUGGGUGAUAGCAUUACCGCCGCGCACAAGCAGAAGAAGGGUCGCCACGAUUCCCAGGCUAACAACCACGAGCCCCUUAUCAUCCACUCAUUGCAGUUGGUCAAGACCAUUGCUUCGGCAUCCGGUGGUUGGCCCAGCAAGAAGAUUGAGCCUCUCAGUGAGCUCCUGAUGAACGCAUCCCGCUCCAGCAACGAGUACAUCACCAUGGGUGCUUUCGAGGUAUUCGAGGUCAUUUUCGAGGGAAUGGCGGACGAGUUUUCCUCUUCAAAGCUGCCUCCUGCUCCCCCCUGGAUUGCGGUUCUGUCACGCGGUUACGACGUGGCUGCGCAAAUCACCCCCGAGGAUACUUUCGAGAAGCUGCCCGAUCUCUUCGCCCUUAUCUCCGGAUUCAUGGCUUCGCCUUCCAGCAACAUUCGCGUCUCCGCGUCUGAGUGUCUGAUCUCUUUCCUGCACAACUGUAUUCCCAACAGCGUCAUUGUGGAGCCUUCUGUCUAUGAUGAGAAGACCUUGGAGAAGCUGGCUCGUGCGGCCGUUGAACUGCUUUCCGUGAAAUUCCAGGCUGCUUGGAGAGAAGUGUUCAAUGUCUGCUCGGCUUUGUUCGAUUGCUUCAAGUGGCGAUCAAGCCCUUACCUUGUCAAGAUCGUCAGCACAGUUGGUGAGCUCCGCAGUAACGGAGGCUUCCACGGCAAGAAGGAAGCCGACGCUGUCCUUGGUAGUGCCAUCGAGGCAAUGGGCCCCGAGGCAGUUUUGGAGAUCCUUCCCCUGAACAUUGUCGAUCAAAAGGCUGGCCAGCCCGGUCGUGUUUGGAUGUUGCCCAUUAUGCGCGACAGCGUAACUAACACCAACCUUCGCCACUUCCGUACCGAACUUGUUCCUCUUAGCGAGACACUUUACCAGAAGGUCGUGAGCUUCGGUGCUGCUGAGAAGUCCGUGGAAGUGAAGAUCUUUGAAACCCUAGUCCAACAAACUUGGGGCACUCUCCCUGGCUACUGCGAGCUUCCGCUUGAUCUCGUGGAGGCAUUCGACCAGAGCUUCGCUGAGCUGCUGUCCAAUGUCCUCUACAAGCAGACUGAACUGCGCGUUGAUGUCUGCCGUGCCUUGCAGAACCUGGUCGAGUCUAACCAGGCUAUUCUGUCUGUUGAGAGUGAAGAGGAUGAUCUCAUUCUGCAACGUCGUAUCACCAAGGCUGCUGCACAGAAGAACCUUGCUCAUCUCGGCGGUCUUGCGAGCAACCUACUGGCUGUUUUGUUCAACGUCUACAGUCAGACUCUUCCCCACUACCGGGGCUACAUUCUGCAGUGUAUUAAUGCGUACUUGAGCAUUACUCCUGAAAAUGAGCUCAACGAAACUUUCAGCCGUGUUACUUCCAUGCUUGAGUCUUCUUUGGCCACCGAGCAAGAGACAUCAGCCAAGGGUGCUCAGCCCCAAGGCUCAGCCGACAAGAUGCCGCCCACUUCCCACACAUUGAUUGACCUGGUUAUCGCCAUGUCCAUCUACCUCCCCCGCUCCAGCUUCAGUGGUCUGUUCGCCAUGGCGGCUGCUAUUCUCAACAGCUCAUCUGCCAACCCGGAUCAGCAACUCAUCAAGAAGGCCUACAAGCUGAUUCCCCGUCUUGCAUCGACUGAGACCGGUCGGGAAGCUCUCCAAGAGCGCAGUGGAGAGUUGCAGACUCUCAUGCUUGCCACUACUGACAGCACCCCUGCAUCUGGCCGUCGUGACCGUAUGCUUGCUAUCUCCGAGUUGAUCAAUCACCUGCCCACCUCAGAUUUGCAUUUCAUUCCGGCAAUCCUGUCGGAAGUCGUGUUGGGCUGCAAGGAGAGCAACGAGAAGACACGCACCGCAGCCUUCGAUCUGUUGAUUCUGUUGGCUAAGCGCACAAUCGACUCAGAGCGCAAUCCCCCUGGCACUGUCAUCCGUCGAUCGCUUGUUCCCGGCGUGCCGGACGACUCGCCCGAUGCCCCCGCCACACUCGAGGAAUUCUUCACCAUGCUCUCUGCCGGUCUUGCUGGCUCGGCGCCUCACAUGGUCGCAGCAUCUGUCACAGCGCUUUCUAGGCUGUUUUUCGACUUCCAGACACAGCUCCAGCCCGAGAUGCUCACCGAGAUUGUCGAGACCGUCGAGCUCUUCCUUACCUCCAACAACCGUGAAAUUGUCCGCUCCGUUCUUGGCUUCGUCAAGGUGGCGGUUGUUGUUCUCCCCGAUGACACCCUUCGGCCCCGUCUCGCCUCUCUCGUCCCCAACCUCAUGGCUUGGAACAAGGAGCACAAGGGCCGUCUUCGCAGCAAGGUCAAGGGCAUCAUCGACCGCCUCGUGCGCCGCUUCGGUGCUCCCCUCCUGGAGGCCAUCGUCGGCGAGGAAGACCGCAAGCUUGUCGUCAAUAUCCGCAAAGCCCGUGAGCGCAGCAAGCGCAAGAAGAAGGAAGGUGCCGAGGAUGAGGACGACGAAGGCGAGGAGAAGGCCACCAAGCCCCAAUCCGGUAACGCCUUCGACAAGGCCGUGUAUGGCUCCGACUCCGACUCUUCGGACGGCUCCGAUGACGGCGACAGCGAUGUCGAAGUCGACGACCAAGCCCGCAUCAAGGGCCGCGGCGGCAAGAAGAAGGGACAGAGCACCCAGUACAUCCGCGAGAUGUCUCCUGAAGACAACCCGCUUGAUCUGCUCGGGUCCAAUGCUCUGGCCAGCAUCUCUACCACCAAACCCAGUCAACGCUUCCUCAACACAGGCCCCGGCUCAAAGAAGAAGCACGCUGCCAAAUUUGAUGCUGACGGCCGACUUAUCCUCGGUGCGGAUGGUGAUGUCGUUACUGACGAUGUUGAGAUGUCCGGUGCCGGUGACGGCGGUGUCAACGCCUACCUUGCUGCCGUGAGCGGUCCCGACGCUGUCCGUCGUGGCCAGGGUGGUAAGGUGAAGAUGGGCCAGGCCCGCAAGAAGAAUGCCGGCGACAGCAUGGAUGUCGAUGACGAGGACCUGAAGCAGGACCUGCGCGCUUCCGGUGGCGGUCAGAGCUCUGGUCGUCGUGGUCUCGGUGCUCCCAAGCAAUCUGGUUCUGGAGGUGGUCGUAUCGAGAAGCGCCGCAGUCUUGGCAAGGCUCCCAGGGGUGGUGGUAACCGCUCGGGAUGGGGUAAGAAGAGGUAA
Molecule: messenger RNA, 3720 nt
Organism: Penicillium soppii
Lineage: Eukaryota; Fungi; Ascomycota; Eurotiomycetes; Eurotiales; Aspergillaceae
Product: mRNA-binding protein RRP12
Exons: 4
Coding region: 1-3720 (1239 amino acids)
Source: RefSeq, a predicted model, not a curated record